Staurois parvus is the source of this 528-nucleotide messenger RNA. NCBI's taxonomy places the organism in Eukaryota, Metazoa, Chordata, Amphibia, Anura, Ranidae. The record is from the annotation of a GenBank genome assembly.
ACUGAGGUGAGGAGUCGGUACGCCUGUGCAAGACUGAAGGGAAGGAGGCGGUACACCUGUGCAAGACUGAAGGGGAGGAGCCGGUACACCUGUGCAAGACUGAAGGGAAGGAGCCGGUACACCUGUGCAAGACUGAAGGGGAGGAGUCGGUACACCUGUGCAAGACUGAAGGGAAGGAGCCGGUACACCUGUGCAAGACUGAAGGGGAGGAGCCAGUACACCUGUGCAAGACUGAAGGGAAGGAGCCGAUACACCUGUGCAAGACUGAAGGGGAGGAGCCGGCACACCUGUGCAAGACUGAAGGGGAGGAGCCGGUACACCUGUGCAAGACUGAAGGGGAGGAGCCGGCACACCUGUGCAAGACUGAAGGGGAGGAGCCGGUACACCUGUGCAAGACUGAAGGGGAGGAGCCGGUACACCUGUGCAAGACUGAAGGGGAGGAGCCGGUACACCUGUGCAAGACUGAAGGGGAGGAGCCGGUACACCUGUGCAAGACUGAAGGGGAGGAGCCGGUACACCUGUGCAAGA